Molecule: messenger RNA, 1070 nt
Organism: Phacochoerus africanus (Common warthog)
Lineage: Eukaryota; Metazoa; Chordata; Mammalia; Artiodactyla; Suidae
Gene: PGBDF
Product: chromosome 14 C17orf50 homolog
Exons: 3
Coding region: 1-609 (202 amino acids)
Source: RefSeq, a predicted model, not a curated record
AUGGAUAAACACAGUGUGUUAGGGUCAGAGUGCCAGGGGACCCGGGCUCUUCGCCCACCUCCCCCGCGUCCCCCCGCAGGUGCGAAGACCCCCUUGUGGAAGAAGGAAGUAGAGGAGCCGCGGGCCUGGGAGGUCGCGGCCGAGGCCGCGGAGGAGGGGUCGGUGGAGGAGGAGGAAGACGAGGAGAGGCCGCCGGAGGAGCUCGCGGCGGAGAGCGAGGCGGAGGGCCGGCUGGCGGGGGGCGGCGAGAGCCGCGAGCGUGGCUCCGUGUCGUACAGCCCGCUGCGCCAGGAGUCCAGCACCCAACAGGUGGCGCUGCUGCGCCGCGCCGACAGCGGCUUCUGGGCCUGGUUCAGCCCCUUUGCGCUGCUCGGUAGCCUGGCCGCCCCAGCCGACAGGAAGCGGAGCCCCCCGGAGGAGCGUUGCGUGUUGGAGACCCGGCGGCGGCGGCCGCGCCUCGGGGGCUGCGCGCGCUGUGAGAUCCUUUUCUGCAAGAAGUGCAGGAAUCUGCACAGCCUGCGGGCCUACGUGCCGCACUGCAUUCUGGAGCACCCCGACCUAGGUGAGGAGCGGGCUUUGGGAGGCGCGGGGGCCGCCCGGGACCCCUGAGCGCUCCCCACUCCGGUCCUGUGCGGCCCUCCAUCCUUACCUGGACCCAGACUCCCCACAACCCUCUCCUCUCCCUCUACGCCGAGCGCUCUCCAGCGCAUUCCACGGACGUGCCCCUUCUCAGAGGCCCCCCCCCGAGCACCCCGCACCCUCUCUGAGCCGACCACGAACCCACUGAUGAAGGCCGCAGCCCCACCUGUCAUCUAGCGCCCACUCAACGGAGCGCCCGACCUCACCUGGAGCUCCAUUCCUCCAACCGCGCCUCGCGAGGGCCCCGCCCCCGGGCAGCAUGCAGUGCCCACCCCCCACCUGAUUCGCCUCCCCUGGCCUAGCCUCACCCUCAUCUCUUGGGUGUUUCAGGUCCUUCUGGCUCGGUGGGCAGAGACAUGGCCUUGAGAAAAUAAUCUCUGGGAAACUUGCUCCUUCUCUCCAGUCAUUCAAUACAGCCCCUAAUCAAAGUG